UCACGCGUCGCCAAGUAACCCAGCAGCCAAACAGCCCUUGUUAAGGUUUGAUGGCCUCCAAGAUGAAAGCUCGGGCCUUGAAGUGUAAAUCUGGCAAAAAGGAACAGUCAGACGAGGAAGAGGAAGGAGAAGAAAGGCUCACCGUGUUUGAUGUGGUUCAUGGAAAGUUCAGAGAGGCUGUUGUGUUGCAGCGGCUGAUAGUAGUUGCUCGCCUUCGCGGGGAUCCCAGCGACCGUGAGAAAGUCGGGGUUCACCAUGAGAAACUGAUGGCUCGCCUCCGGAAAGUUCAUGUGCAGUAUCUGACCACUGGUUUGUUGCUUCUUUACCCUUCUUCUCUGCUGCACGUCAUUGAGACGUCCAGAGAUGUUCUAGUUCCUGUUGUCCAAGAUCUUGUGGCUCUGCAGCAACGACCAGACAGUUUCUUGUCAGAAGAUCCGAGGAUGGUGCUUCUGCCACAGGCAUAUGAGAGCAGAAUGUUCAAGCAGUGGAGCUACAAGGUGUUGGACCCUCCUCAGGGUGGCGUUGGCUUGGAUGAUGACGAAGUCAGCACAGUGCAUCUGUUCCUCUCAGUCCUGAAGUCGCUGGAGAACCUUGGCCAACUCCAAGACCAAACCACGGCUCCUCUUGGUGCGGUGCUGGACGCCAACCCAAAGCUCCUGGUCAAUCAGGCUCUUCUGAACAAGAUGGCGACCAGGGACGAGCUCCUGACCCCUCGGCAGUACCUGGACACCUAUAGCUCGGAGCUGAGCAUCAACAUGAACUUUGGUCAGCAGACUCUGGGCAGGCGACCACCAACCACCAUUUAAAUGUUCGCCACGGUGCCAGACCCAGUGCAUGUUGGUGCAUUUUAUGUAAGUCAGUGCGUAUUAGCAUGAAUCUGUGGAGCAUUUGUCCGUGUCUGUUGUUCUUGAACACGUGAGGGUGUUUGGGUUAGAUUUCAGAUUUCUUCAUUGAAAAACUUAAGUCUGAGGAUGGACGGAGUUUAGAUGACCGGGGAUUGAGGACGGGUGUUUCCAAAAUUCUGGUGACCAGCAACUUGAUCCAGCAGGAUGAUUCCAGGAUUGAAGGCAGAUAUCACAAUGAUCAAGAGGCCAAAAUAAAUGUAAAAAAAUGAUCCUUUACACAGCAUCUCUGCAGCAUGGCGGGGAGGUGAAAGGUCAGAGCACUGUGCUCUCCGCCUCUUCCUCAGACUCCACUCUGCGGUAAGUGGUCUCCAGCAGAGACAGAGAGUUCCUGUAGGGGGCGAUCUGGGGCAGGUCGAACAGAGCGUCCAGCUCCAUGUUGAUGACCGGAAUGUCCAAAUUGCAGAGAGAAUCUAGAUGAGCACAUGUCCAUGAAACUUUAGUAAACCAACAGUUUCCACAGUCAGAGGGGAAAACAAAAACCACAGACUCAAGUUAAUAAAAAACAUCUUUAUUAACUAAACAUUCUGAUGAUGAAGAGAACGUUUCUUAAAUUAAUAUCUCACUUCAGUGUCAAAGAGAAGCUACUCCCUCCAUCACAAGGAUGGUCAGAAAUAUUCCAAUAUGCAUCCAUGAUUAAAAAUGUAACAGCUCCUCUGUUCUUUUUUUUUUCAGCCUCAUUAGAUGAGAUCAGAGAAGCGUCAUGCAGCAAUCACACAUUUUGUGGUUUGAGUUUUCUGUCUGCUGGAGCUUUUAUACCUGCAACAUUGAUCGGGGCAGCUGAAUUAUUGAAUAGUACAAAUUGAACACAAAGACAUAUACAGUAUAUUAAAAGGUUUACACAGUCAGAAUACGCCCCUUUAGCGACGACCGCAUGUCGAUACCUUUCAAUUUGCUCAGUCCACUUCACCAUUCCGACAACACACACAAACUUACACUUACAAUACAAAACCUUUAGUGUUUUAGUGCUUCUAAUAUUGGGGGCUUGUCUUUGUGGUUUUUAGUGUCAAUAGUGUGGUAUCUGGAUGCUUCACUCGUGGGAAACUGUUGGCAGGGAUAUAUAGUGUUUUUGUCAGCCCAAGUUAGAAAGUGUGUUUUUGUGUUUGAGUGUGUCCACUGAAAUCAUUUGUUUUUACUGGUCAAAAAUGUGAACUGGAGUUCAUUCAUGUGAUAACUUUUUCCAUUCAUCAAUGAAUUAAUAUCAAAUUAAUAUAAUCAAUCUUGAUGCCGCAAGAGUUUUAGUAAAAGUUUGAUGCUUCCGUUUUGGGCUCCAACACCAAGUACACCUGAAGUAUUGCUUUAAAAAGUCAAAAUAUUAAGCAAAAACUUUGGGACAAAACUGAUUAAAAUAUGAAAACAAAUUUGGUUCUGAUGUUAUUUUUUACUACACAAGGAAAUUAUUUUCUCACUUCACACCAUGUGGCUCCUCUCUCUAAAUUGUGACAAAAAAAGAAUGGAUAAAAUGUCUUCUCUGCUACACAAUAGUCACGUCUGGUUUGUACAAAACUGUGUUGAUUGGUUUCACUUGUAAACUAUCUGUGGUGGAGUGUGGCCCCAGGGACUAGAACUCUGCGGUGAUUAGAAAAUCUGAGGGCUUCAUAAUGUUCAUCUUAGACUCUGGAAAUAUACAAUAUCAACAAUAAAUAUCAGCAAGAUCCCGACACAGAUGAAGAAACAUACGUGAUUUCAGCGUUUGACUUCCGUGCAAUCUGGAACCUAAAACAUGCAGCAGCAACAAAAUGAUUCUUAAAAAUCAUGGCAGAGAUAGCGCAAACUGGCACAGUGACACUCAGCUGCGAGGCUUGUGUUUUUCUGUUUUCAAAUCCAAACUCUGAAAUUAUACUGUUUUCCCUUCCACUGUUAAUUCCUGGAAUAAAAUCGUGUAAUAAGUUGAAUUUAAACAUGUUUCAUUCAUUUGAUUUAUUUAAAUAUAAUCACUGCAAUAGAUAUAAAAUAGAAUUAAAAUUAAUGAAAAGAAUUUGAAUGUAAUGAAAAUCUGUUGGUUUAAUUCGACCGGACUGUGUCUGAAAUAGUCGGCGGGUUUCUCUUGUGAAAAAUACCCUUAUAGUGAUCAUAGUUGAAUGAUAAAAUGAAAGAACCUUCCUUUCUUUCUUGGCCAAGGCUAGACAUGGCUAACUCGGUCCUCAAAGGACCGGGAGGGGGUGCCGACUUUUUUUUUCUAACCACUCAAGGACACACAGUUGAAGCAGACAGAGUCAAUGAACUGAUUACAGUCUGACACCUGAUCGGUGAACAGGUGUCCUUUUGACUGGUUGGAACAAAAAGCCGCCGUUGCGACGCAAGGGCGCAUGAUGAAAUUAGCACUGCUGUUUUGGUGACGUCGGGAAAAUUGAAGACAUAUUUUUAGUUUUAAGUCCAACUUUUACAAAUUAUUAUUGCACAUUAUACAAUAUUUUUCUUCUCUAAAUAUCUGUAAAAAUCAAUAUAAUAGAAUAAAAAGUAAUUUGGAAAUGAAAACAGUUAGAUUUCAGAUUUCUUCAUUGAAAAACGUAAGUCUGAGGAUGGACGGAGUUUAGAUGACCGGGGAUUGAGGACGGGUGUUUCCAAAAUUCUGGUGACCAGCAACUUGAUCCAGCAGGAUGAUUCCAGGAUUGAAGGCAGAUAUCACAAUGAUCAAGAGGCCAAAAUAAAUGUAAAAAAAUGAUCCUUUACACAGCAUCUCUGCAGCAUGGCGGGGAGGUGAAAGGUCAGAGCACUGUGCUCUCCGCCUCUUCCUCAGACUCCACUCUGCGGUAAGUGGUCUCCAGCAGAGACAGAGAGUUCCUGUAGGGGGCGAUCUGGGGCAGGUCGAACAGAGCGUCCAGCUCCAUGUUGAUGACCGGAAUGUCCAAAUUGCAGAGAGAAUCUAGAUGGGAUUAGAUAGUCAGGGUUAGAGGAGCAGAGAAGGAACGGAAUGACACAGAGAAGGCUUUCUGCGAUGGGUCGGUAACUGAUGUGGGUCUCCAGUCAGCGUGGCUAGUGAUUGAUGACCAGGGAUUGGACACUGUCAAUUUCCCUGAUAAACUUGGUGACCAUGAUCCCUGCUCUCCUGGUCUCUGAUAAUGGAGUCUACAGAACCACAAGUCUGAUGGACAGCUGCACACAGCGGGAGGGAGGGGAGGAUGUGCGGCCUUUAAAGUUGAGCCAAAAUGUCCAGUUUCUGUCAAAACACAGCAUUCAGAGGAAAAAUCUGGCAGUCAAUCUUUAAUGCUGGUGUUAUAAAUGGAACUUCAUUAUUCUCAAUGAUUAACAACGCCCAUUUCUUGUGCUAAAUGUCCCAUAAUGCUCUGCAACAGUUUUGUACAACUGAUUCAACAUGCCAGGAUCAGAAAUUUUGUCUUCAGAAAAUUUAGUACUGAAAAUACUGGCAGGUUUUCUCAGGCGCUUUGUCAUAUCCGCUUCAAUCUGGGAACAAUAUCAAACUUAAAAAACUUAAAAUUCAAAACAAAAAUUCUAGCUUAUAUUCAGACCAGACACAUUCAGCUCAACUUUAAACAGGUGGGUGGUUUGUCUCCAGACGCUCCAGUCAGCCGGGACCUGACAUGCAUCAAUGCGUGACGUAAGCCUUCAUGCAAAAAGGGGCGUUAAAGUUUCCAAAUUCAUGUUUGGAAAUGAAAACACAGGGAAUCAGCGGCAGGGUUCUUUUGGGAACAUCACCAUGAAAACCGGGUCUUACCAUUAAAGUCCUAACCUACACUGUACCGCUGGUCUCAUACGGCUGCAAAUGAAUUGAUAAGAGGUAGUGUUAGAGAAGAACAGAAGCAAAAAUCUGGACCUACGUUACUUCAGAUGAAUGCAUUAGAGGUGGUUAAAGUGUCACUGACAUCAACCUAUACGUAAUUAUGAAGAAGAAAUACUGGGUUUUCAUUCCAUGUAUUAAAAAAAUCAUUUCAAUGGACAAUCAUAAAAUACAAUGUGAUUCUGACAAGGUUCUCAUAAGCAGGUCAAACACUGUCGGUAUAUCUUGUCACUGGGGGGACCAAACGACGGUGCGCUGUGCACUGAAGCAGUGGAAAUAGCAUCAGUAUCAGCGAAUAAUGAUGGAUUUGUCAACGGUUUGUGAGGAAGAUGGGUAGGUUCAUGUAAAUAGAGGACUUAUUUUUAUUCAAACUCUGUUAUUGUGGAAGCAACGGCUUCGGCUAUUGUGAGAGGAUGAGAUGUGAUGAGGAGAAACAAUGGCAACACUGAAAGGUAAUGUAAAUGUAAUGUAAAUCUCUCUUUAGAUGGGCCAAUCGAACAGAACAUAUAAUGUGUUUGGGUGGGACUCAGUGUCUUUUACAGAGUAGUGACACCUCUGCAGUCAUUUGGUAGCUUCUCUCUGCUGUUUUGGAAAGGGUUGGUGUCAUUGUAUGGGCAUUUGGAGUCAGUUUCAACACCCAUUUGAGGCAAAGGCAUGAUAAUCAGUGAAAUGCAGAUGGUUGCCACUCGCCCCUUAUUCUUUAAACUUGUCACCUAUUUCUAUUUCUUUUUUUGCUCUUUUGCUUAAAAGAACCUGCGUACAAGCUUCAUGCUGCCGUACAUACAACAUCCUGCUGUCAUGCGACAGUUUGAGGGUUCUCCUCUGAUACUGAAACUGAUGAACUUUUUUUACGUGCAAUCUAAUGGUGCACCGACGUGAUCGACCUCCAGUGACGUCACAAAGGUUCUCGCUCUGUGGAACACGGCUCUCAAUUUGAUUCACUUAUUUAGCGAUGUAAUUCAACAGAACCAUCAUUGCAGGUGAUGUAUAUUCAUUUCAUACUGCGUAUUUCUGCAUUGUUCCAGAGGCGUGUCGGUGACACUUUAACUGUAAUUAUCAAAGGUAGCUGUUGAUCUCUCACCUGUCGACAUGCUCUCUCCAGGUGACAAACCAUCCAGCAGACCCGCCGAGUGGUCCAGAGGCUGUGGGCUGGUCCCAGGAGUGCUGGGUGGCUGCGGAGGAGGGAGGCUGGGUCUUUGCCUGGGUGGCUUGGGUGUAGGUCUGGACUUGGGCAGGGUUCCAGCCAGGGAAGGUUGAGAGGAGAGGCAGGGCAUGGUGGCGGCCUGAAUAUGUCCAGUGGACCCAAUGGUGGCGUAGCCUUGAGGGUAGGUGAAGCCAUAAGAGGAGGGGGUGCUGGGUGGAGUCGGGGAGAGGCUGACUGGGGAGGGUUGACCCGUGGACUGGUCCGACAUUGCUCCUGACUGACAGUACGGGGCUUUGGGAGGGAUCGGAGCCAGUUUCUUUGCUGUGAAACGGCCGAGGGGAAGCGACAUAGAGUGAAUUUUCAACUUCACAGUCUGCGUCACUGUCCAAUAUGUUCAUAAACUCACCUCUCCUCAGCGUGUGUGGGCUGUGCUCCUGCUGCAGCUGUCCACUGGAGCUGAGGGCGCCCUGGAUCCCUUUCUGUCCAAUGACUGGAGAGAGCUCCUUGUUCUUCAGGGUGCUGUGGGAGAAAGAGGCAAAGGAGCACAGUCCAGUCAAGUUACUGGGAACAAGUUUCAGAGAAAUCCGGUGACUUUCCCAAGGAUGGAAGUGAGAUUGAUGAUGUGAAACAGUGUCAGGUUGCAACUCUUGACGACUGUGUUCUCCAUGAAUGAAUGUUGUGCAGAUUUCUCUGAGGUGAACCUCACGACCAGGCUCACUUUGUAAUCUAAAAUGGACAUGGCAACCCAGGAAAACCUUCAGCAUGGCUGCUGCGUAAAAUAUGGACGCAGCAGAGGAACCCUGGACUGAAGUAGCUGAGGUCAGAGCAGAAGCAGGGAUGGACAAAUUGUCGCUGUGAAGGUCGAUGGGAACCUCCAUCACCCAUUGUUGUGCUCUCUUCUCUACUUGUGUGUCAACAGCACCUGGUAGUUUACCUCGUCAGCUUGGCUCGUCUAUCCCGGAUGCAGGCACAGGCGGCCCAGGGAGGGGGGGCAGAGAUGGGAGUGCUGGGGGGUUUAGAGGAGUUUACAACUAAAUCUUGACGGGUGAGAACCAGUGGGGGUUUAAUGUAGAGGGAGGAUCCAUUCAUUUCAUGCGCGGGGUCAGAGCUUGGUUUGUGAAGGUGCAGUGAUUUUGGUUUAGGGUUCGAGUUUACGUCAAGCUGCUGCGGUGAUGGGCAGGGGGACUGUGGGACAGGUGGGGAUGAGGAGGGGCCAGUGUCUGGACUAGGGGCCACAGGUCGGGCACUCUGAGGUGCCCUGCUGUGGAAAUGGUGGUGAGAAAGUGAAUAGGAGGAAAAGGAAGAGGAAUAAGGGUAAGGAGGUGGGGGCCGCCCCUCUUCAGAGGAGGGGCGGGCGUAGCUGGUGUCAGGCCAAUGGGACGGGCCGUCAUCAGAGCUGCAAUGAUAAAAAUAGCAACGUUUGGAGGUGAAACUGCACAGAAGUGGGAUCCUUGGGUCAGGACGGGUCAGUGGCAAAUGUAAAUUCACCUGAUCCAGCUCAGAGCUCUGCGACAGUGAAGCGCUAAGUUGUUUAUCAUGCUGGGGCUGUGACAAACAACAAACAAACAAAAAACAGUCAUGCCUGGCCUGCUGACAACAAACCAACAUGCCCAGGAAUCGGAACACGCAGGGAUCAUCUGCAAAACACUACAGUUCUACUGCAUGGGGGUGUACGAGUUCAGGUGGUGCAGUAAUAGGUAUAUUUUGGGCCGGGGUGGGUCACUAUUUUCUGGAGCAGUUCAUCAGGGAGGGGCUGCAUGUGUGGGAGAGGACAGCACAUGCAUGGAAGGAAGCGUUUGUUGUGCAGCAUGUGCACGGGCAGCACAAGUGGGAGAAGGCUGUUACAGGUGUUUUGUGUUGAGCGGGGCAUCCUAUUACGGGCGCAGGGAAGGGGGGUUCCAUGUGAAGGCAGCAUUGCAGGCAGCCUUACCUGGCUCUCUCGCUGCCUGAGGGAGGGUCAGGGGAGAGGUAGCAAUCCCCCGGCUGCUCAUCAAUGGGCGGGGUCGGGGGGUGAACGCAUGGCGGUGUAGAAAAGCAUUUACGAGUGGAAGAAGAUGAGCCCCUGCGGGACACCCAGGACGAGUCCAUCACCCUGAUGCCAGUGCUGCAGCGGACAGAGACAGCCAAUCACAAGAGGGCAGCGACCCGGAGUUCGCCCUUCACGAGUCGUGUGUUUGUGAUGUUUCAACCUGCCCACAGUUUUUUGAGCUGGGCUCUGUGCUUUUACGUAAUAGGACGUGAAAGAGACACACUUGCCAUUAAAUAAGUAAGUCAAUGUGUGAAAAAGCAGGGGAAACAUUUCACACAAAUGGAAAUUGAGAGGUUUUUCACUUCACAGACCACACCAGGGCUACAUGGGACAUUUAAAAAAGCAGGUAGCCUAGAGGUUGAUGUUGUUUUUCCAAAACAUGUAACAAUUGAUGUAGAACAAGUUCAUCCGGAGACAAAGGUCACUGCAACAACACAGCGCAGAAACGCAUCUUUUGUUUGAGUGGCUGGAAUCAGCGCGUCGCUGAACCUGAAACAGCAACAGGGAUGACUGACAUACGGACGGGUGGCGAGAGGAUGAUGUUACUGUACCUUUGUAUUUUCCUAAUUCUGCAGCAGAACAGGGAACAGAGGACAAGAGAAGAUCGGUUAAUGGAGAAGUCGCGGAACAUUAAGACGACACGGCGGCAAGUCGGGAGACCAGACUCAAGUGAAACCCAGAGGAGACUUGUUAAUGCUCCACUUGGCACUAAUUAGGUCAAAAUCUCCCUGAAGGACAAAAUACAUGAGAAUGAUUUUAAUAUUUCGGUCACAAAAGAUGGAACAUACAGAAGAUAUGGAAAUACGGCAAACUGCAAUGAAACACACUGUUCUUGUGACCAACUUGUACAAGUGAAUGAAAGAGUUUUAACUAGUGGCAGUCAGACUCUGCUUUUAUUGUGGUUUUAUUUUGAACAGACACUUCCUUGUCCCUCCUCUGUCUCUGUGAUCUUGUCAGGUAAUGGCACACAGCUGGAACUCAUCCUGCCAUCAGCCUGGAAGCACCGAGUCUAUACACCCCACAGUGCCAGAUCUCUCUGGUCCUGGUAAACUGUCCUUUUGUAUGUAUUCCUACUCAGACUCUCUGCUCCCGUCGUACUAUAGUCCUUGUAGGUUUUCUAUUGUCUUCGGUGCCUGAGUCUAGUUUGUUCCUCGCUUCUGCAAAUGUGCUGAUCACCAAAUAAUCUUCCGUUUGUGGUGCCUCAUUUUUGGACUGUUCAUGACUAAACCCUGUUUUGAUUUGCUAGUAACAGCAAUACAUCUCUGUAACUCAUCCUGUGUUGUUGUCUGGAAGCUGCACACUCAUUGUACUCACUUCACAAUGCUUCAAACUAGAAGACUUGAUUUAGUGCUAUAAAAGGGUCAGAGUACAGAAUGUUGCCGCAACAGUCUUACAAGUCUUAGUAACUUCAGUGGUGUAACUGAAUCUUCUCACCGGUCUCACCUUUCGGGUCCAUCAAAAUCAAAUACCAUCAUAGAGCAUCUCACCGUUGAUGUAAAAUAGAGUAGUAUAGUGACAUUCUGAUGAGGAGAAGACUUGCAUAUUUUGAUCACUUUUAAGUUUGACCUGGUUUUUGGAAUAUUUCACAUUAAUCUAACUCUAUUCACUUCUACCUUGCUGAGCUUUCUCAACAGCAAAACAUAGAAAAAUGGAAUGCCUGUACCAGAUAUAAUAAACAGAAUAACCUGAGAAAGCCCUCACAUUACUGGUUCCCUAUAAAUCAAUUAUGAGGUGUUUAACCUCCUGAGAAGCAGAUUUGUGUCAUGAAUGAUCUCAGUUGUCACAUUAAUAGAGUCUGUAGGAUAAUGAGAUUCCGUGUCCUUCAGCAAACACAUUCGGCUAAAGGUUUUAUUUCUCACAUCAAGAGACUGACCCCUCAGAGGAAGACCUUUCUGGGUGUGAGCGACGAUUGGCACAUGAGGAGAAGAAUUAAAUAGCCAAGUACGAAAUACAGUCCCUGCAGAGCUAAUGGAUCAUUGUGUGGAGUCGUCUGGUUCUGACGACUGUUUGUGCAGAGAGCCAAGUUUAAUUAGCCAAGACGUCCAUUCAGCUCUGAUAAGACUCUGGGAGAACUGAGAGGGUAAAAAAAAACAAUCAUCCUCAGACUCUUCAUUUCACAGCAGCCGUCUCGGAGAAUUCCCUGCUCAGAACGUCUGGAUUGUAUAGCUCAUGAAAAUCUUCAAACGCUCAUCGGUUACUGCUUCCAUCAGCGUUGCCAUGGCGACCUAUGGGUUCUCUAAAGACAUUUCCAAGACAGUGGAGAGAGGACUCCUUCGUGAGGACUGUUGUCUGCUCUCCAGGCUGCCUGGGAAACCACUGAAGGCCAUGGUCAUGGACAUCAACAGUGCAUCCUCACCACAUAAAGAAACACCAGAAUACAUUCUGAAAUACACCUAGAACAUAUAUAAUGGAUAAACAAUGUCGGGCCUGACACCAUUAACCACCAUUACAGAUUUUCCUAAGAAUGACGCAAGUUAACAAAUAUAUGAAGAUUGAUAUUCAUUCAAAGCUGGUCAGUACAUUUAAAGUGAUUGUAAUAAUACUCCUGUCAUGGUUCGCUUUUAUUUUGUGUUACUUCCGUUUUCGUCUCCGUCCUCUUCCCUGUUGUGUUGGAGCUUCACUCUUGGUAUUGGCACACAGCUGGAGCUAAUCUACAGAUCAUCCACCGCUCUUUCUUAAGCGCUUCGGUUCCAGCAGUGUGUGCCAGAUCGAAUCUACUCAUUCUUAGGUAAUUGACUUCCACGUAUCCUUCUCCUCGUCCGCUCGCUCUCGUGUUUUCUGACCCCUUGGUUUUUCCCCUGGUGCCUGAGUUAUUAGUGUUGUUUCCAAUAUUUGUUUGUUUCCGAUCUCCGCGUGUUUCCUAUUUCCUCUGAUUUAGUCUUUAUCCCUUGUGAGUUUGUUCUGAUGACCGCGUUUGUGAUUUUGUUUUUUCCUGAUUGUUUUUCUGUAUUUUCAGAUUCCUCGCUCGUGAUCUCCCGGUUCGGUGACGCCUUCAGUUUUUGGACUUUCUACUUUCUUUGUAUCUCCAGGAUUCUUGGAUUGUGCGACUUUUUGUUACAUUAUUGUGAAAUCUCAGUUUUGA
Molecule: messenger RNA, 10896 nt
Organism: Synchiropus splendidus (mandarinfish)
Lineage: Eukaryota; Metazoa; Chordata; Actinopteri; Syngnathiformes; Callionymidae
Product: testis-expressed protein 47
Exons: 8
Coding region: 51-806 (251 amino acids)
Source: RefSeq, a predicted model, not a curated record